Molecule: messenger RNA, 1032 nt
Organism: Rhipicephalus microplus (southern cattle tick)
Lineage: Eukaryota; Metazoa; Arthropoda; Arachnida; Ixodida; Ixodidae
Product: solute carrier organic anion transporter family member 4A1-like
Biological process (GO): sodium-independent organic anion transport; transmembrane transport
Cellular component (GO): basolateral plasma membrane
Molecular function (GO): protein binding
Source: RefSeq, a predicted model, not a curated record
AUGACCGGCCUGGCGACCUUCAUGACGAAAAUCUUCGAGUCGCAGCUGGGCAUGAGCUCCUCCGCCAUGGCCCCCCUACUGGGUAGCGUGGCGGUGCCGGGCGCUUGCGGCGGCAUCCUCCUGGGCGGCUACUGCGUGCACAAGCUGAACCUGGACGUCGACGGCAUCGUGCGCAUGUGCCUGGUGUGCUCGGUGGCGGCGUGGCUGAGCUGCUUCGUGCUCCUCUACAGCUGCCCCGCGCCGACCUUCUUCGGCUUGAACCACACGUCGAGCCGGUUCUUCGUCUCCAACGUGUCCAACCAGUUCGACCAGCCGUGCAACGCCAACUGCCACUGCCCCAUCGAGAACUACGACCCGGUGUGCGGCAAGGACAGGCUCACCUACUAUUCGCCCUGCUUCGCCGGCUGCAAGCGGGACUACAUCUACGAACACGUCAAGGUGUACACGGACUGCCAGUGCAUCUCGCACCCUGGCGUGGAGACGAUGGUGCUGUGGGGAUUGCCGCAGAAGGUGCAGGCGGAUCGGAGGAAGUGCGUGCACGAGUGCAACGCCCUAUUCGCCUACAUGAGCGGCAUAUUCAUCUACACGUUCUUCACCUUCUUCCUCUGCACGCCAGGAGUGUCGGCCACGAUACGAUGCGUCGAUGAACACUUGAAGGCCUUCUCGUUGGGGUUUCAAUGGAUGAUGGUGACCUUAUUAGGUGCCAUCCCCGCAGCGGUGCUGUUCGGCUUCGUGAUCGACAACAGCUGCGUCCUGUGGAACACGGUGUGCGAGCAGCUGGGCGCGUGCGCCGUGCACGACAACGAGGUCAUGUCGCGCAACCUGUUCACGGCCGUCAUCGUCCUCAAGACGCUCUCCAUGCUGUUCUUCGUCAACGCGCUCAUAUCCCUGCGUGGCUCCGGCAGCUACCGAGGCAGCCGCGACGGCACGCCCGAGUGCGACACGAGCUCCGCCACCGCGACGGUCAUGCAAUCGGCGCACAAGCUGGCCCGCCUCAUCCAGCGUCGAGCCUCGUCCGGCUCCCUGUACUGA